Molecule: messenger RNA, 915 nt
Organism: Cooperia oncophora
Lineage: Eukaryota; Metazoa; Nematoda; Chromadorea; Rhabditida; Trichostrongylidae
Source: the annotation of a GenBank genome assembly
AUGCAACGCUGGUUAUUGCCUAGACAAGUAUUCUUGGUGGGAAAGCGUGCAGCCUCCUCUGCUCUUGACUAUGACCUCGUUGUCAUCGGUGGUGGUUCUGGUGGUUUGUCUUGUUCCAAAGCAGCGCGAGAAUAUGGAGCGCGAGUAGCUUUGGUUGAUGGCGUUAUGCCGAGCCCCCAUGGAACGACGUGGGGUAUUGGAGGAACAUGUGCUAAUGUGGGAUGUAUCCCAAAAAAGCUCAUGCAUCAUGCUGGUCUUGUAGGAAGAGAGGUGCAACAUGCUUCAAUGUAUGGAUGGCAAGACGUCAAAAAAGGCCAGCAUUCUUGGCAAACGUUGGUCCAGGUGGUCAGCGAUCGGAUUAAGGCAAACAACUGGAUUUAUCGUGUUCAGCUGAAUGAAAAGUGUAUAGCGCUUACCUUGAAAUUUCGAAAGCGUUUCUUCUUGUGUGGUCACUCAUCUGCAUUAUUUUCAGAGGGUGUGAAACUCUACACGGCCUUUGCAUCAUUUAUCGACAGUCACACUAUCAAAACAAUAUCUGCUGACAACAGGAAAACGGAGAGCAUUCUGCGUGCGAAAAAUAUUGUCAUUGCGACUGGUCUUCGUCCACGGUAUCCCAGUAUUCCUGGCUCUGAGUAUGGAAUCACAUCUGAUGAUCUGUUUUCGCUACCGAGGUCACCUGGGAAGACACUGGUUGUCGGUGGCAGUUAUGUUGCGCUAGAAUGUGCAGGGUUGCUCGCUGGUGUUGGCUUUCCGGUCGAUUUGCUCAUUCGGUCAAAGCCGCUGAAGUCGUUCGAUCAGGACUGCGUAAAGUUAGUAGUGGAGAAUAUGCAACAACAAGGCAUCAACUUUAUCUACGGAAAAGAAGUUGAAAGCGUUCAGUCGGUUGGUGACAAGAAAAAGGUGAGAUUACUGUAG